AUGUUUGAUUCAUCUAUUGAAGUUCAAAUAAGUAAAGUAAUGCUAUCAACAUUUAAAAUUUACAUUCCAAUAAACCAUAAUCCUAAUGAAAAAAUUACAAUUUUAUAUGAGAAUAUAGGAAAAUAGAAUUUGAAAGAGGUUUGGAGAUUAUAAUUUUUGAAUUAAAAUGUAGAUUUACUAAUGAGAUAAACUUAUGAUUAGUUGUUCUAUAUAAAUUAAAAUAGAAUUCUUAUAUUGAAAGACUCAAAUUUAAUAACUUAUAAUCUUUAAGAAAAAAUAGAGGUAGAUUCUUCAAUAUAAAUUGAAAAAGGAGAAUAUAAUCAUUUUUCUAUAUAGAAUAAUGGACAAGAUCAAUUCUUAUUUUUUUUAAGCAAAUAGAGUAUAAAUGCUGAAUAGCAACAAAAUGUAGGUCAAUAUACUAUGAAAAUUUAUGAUAUUCAGAAAUUGGAAUUGUUAUAGGAGGUUAAAUUUUCAGCAUCUGUAAGAUCUUUAGUGGUUUCUCCAAUAAGUAGAUAGAGAUGCUUUAUGAUGAAUCCUAACUCUCCAACAAAUAAAACAGUAUAAUUUAUAAUUUAUGAUGAAAAUUAAGUUUAGAGAAAAAUAAUAUAAGUAAAAGAGACAAAGAAUGAAUUAAGAGGAACAAUAGUUAAAGUACUUAAUGUAAUUAAAAUAUUUAGUAUUUUAGUAUUUUGAUGAUUUAAUAUUUGUAUAUAAUUCUAAUGGAGUUAGUAAAUAAUAUCUUCUUUUUUAUUGCAUAGAGAAUGGUAAUGAGUAUCUACAUGAAUUGGACAUAUAGUAUUCAUUUUAAAUAAGAGAUGCUUAAAUUAAAGAUAAUAUAAUUCUGAUAAAUUGCUUUAAUAAUGAAUUAAAUAGUGAGAAUGCGUUUUUCUAUGAUAUUUAAGAGAAGAAAGUAAAAUUGAUAUCAAGUGGUGAAAUAAAUUAUUUUUACAGUAAGAAUGUUAUCAUUCAACAUAAUAAUGAGAGUAUAAAUUUGUAAUUAAUGGCAACACCAUAAAUGAUGAUGACUCAUUAUAUUGAUAAAAUUGAUUAUGAUUAAUUUAUUAAAUAAGAAUUAAGUGAGUUUUGA
Molecule: messenger RNA, 1087 nt
Organism: Paramecium sonneborni
Lineage: Eukaryota; Ciliophora; Oligohymenophorea; Peniculida; Parameciidae
Source: the annotation of a GenBank genome assembly